Aspergillus mulundensis is the source of this 1122-nucleotide messenger RNA. RefSeq lists its product as uncharacterized. The transcript has a single exon. Bases 1 to 1122 code for a protein of 373 amino acids. Lineage: Eukaryota; Fungi; Ascomycota; Eurotiomycetes; Eurotiales; Aspergillaceae. The record is from RefSeq and is a predicted model, not a curated record.
AUGACCGCGACGGAGCAAUGCUGCUCCUCUGAAAUCGCAUGGCCAACUCUCUUCUUCUGGAUGGUCUGCUUCGCCAUCAACUCAAUGGCACAACCAACCGGGAUGGUCCUGGGGCUGCGAUACCGCCAUCAAGCCAUUCUACGGAGCUCUCCCAUUCUCUCUGCAUGUGAUAUUCUCGGUGUCAUGGCGUCCAUGGUCUACUCGGCCCCCAAGUCGGCUACGGAUGUACGAGAGCAAGCAGGCCGUAUCCUCAUCGAUCGAACCGCUGACACAGACGGCAAUCCAGAUACCCGAAAGAUAGCAGAUCUAGAACACCAGGCAAUAUCCCGCUGGGUGGGCUUUAUUCUCGGCGCCCUGCCGCAGUUCAUCAAGCUAUUCGCCAGCAAAGGGAUCCCUUUCUCGCAAGCCCUGGGCGCAAUGUACUUGUCGUCUUGGUUGCUGUUUGAGCUCGUGAUCGUCAUCGCCAAGAUAGACGCCGACAAUCUGACAACGACGACCACAUCGCCGGAGAGCAGGGGUACCAAGCGCCUCGCCAAAAUCUGGGCGUUAGUCGCACUAACCCUCGACAUCGCCAUUUGGUCUCUACCAACCUGGCUCAUGUGGACAAAGGCCACAGCCGAUUAUGUCUCUGGUCCGUCCGUUUCAACUCUGCAUGUUGCAACCAUCAUAGGCAGAGAAAUCGUCCGCAUAGGGUGGAUUCUUGUCUCGCUGUUUGCACUCUGCUGGCCUAUGUGGACUGAAGUGCGCGCUAUACUAGGUGACCUAGGUGUCCUCACCGUAUCGGAAUCGGCCACACACAACCGCCUGACUCCAAUUUCGCUUUUUGGUAGGAUGGCCAUGUGCGCCCAUUGUCUGUCCCCUGCGUGGGCGCUGCUUUAUGGGUGGAAUCACCUCACGCCUCGCGUGGGGACUACACUGCUGAUAGCCUUGCCAUUGAUCUACAUUCUCAGUCCGCUGGGCGCAGGGGCUCUGAUGGUGCUUGAGUACAGGUAUAGGACAAGGAGGGUUGUGGGUGCUGCGUUUAGGUUCUCAGCGCUUUUCGUUCAGCCGCUUGUUCUGUAUGCGUUGGUUUACGACCCGGAGGGGACGGAACAGCCGGAGUGGUCAAAGUGGCUUGGAUAG